AUGGCUUACCACUAUGAUGAAAAGGCCAGGAGAGCCAUUCCCUGUCAAAAUUCAGCAUCCUUGGCAGAAUUUACUCUAAGCGGUGAUGGUGGGAAAGAUUAUUAUGAUAUAAGCCUUGUUGAUGGCUUUAACAUCCCAAUUUCGGUAACCCCGCAAGGAGGUUCUCCUGGCUGCAGUUCUACAAGCUGUGCAGCUAACGUGAAUGCUGUUUGUGAUCCUCGUUUAGCAGUGAGGGGGCCAGAUGGGACUGUGAUUGCCUGCAAGAGCGCGUGUUUGGCAUUUAACCAGCCGCAGUUCUGCUGCACAGGAGAGUACAGUACACCUGACAAAUGUCCUCCUAACCAUUAUUCGAUGAUCUUCAAGAAGCAGUGUCCUCAAGCUUAUAGUUAUGCUUAUGAUGAUAAAUCCAGCACGUUUACUUGUCCUAGCGGAGGCAACUAUUUGACUACCUUUUGUCCAUGA
Populus nigra (black poplar) is the source of this 462-nucleotide messenger RNA. Its product is annotated as thaumatin-like protein 1. The record is from RefSeq and is a predicted model, not a curated record. The coding region runs from base 1 to 462 and encodes 153 amino acids. Lineage: Eukaryota; Viridiplantae; Streptophyta; Magnoliopsida; Malpighiales; Salicaceae. The transcript is spliced from 2 exons.